GCACGCGCGCAAACACACUCACUGGCUGCACAGACCUGCUUUCAAUAGUGGAGGGGCUUUACGACGAACGAGGCACACACAGACAACGCGUGUGCAUUGUUGAGAAUCACGCCUUGGUCUCGGACCACUGGAAAACGCCAACAAUCUAUGCUACAUUGAUUACAAUCGGUCUGUAUUAGUAUCAAUGGCUUGUUUUUGAAAUCGUUCAAAAUAUUGGUCUGGAGAAGAGGAGACGGAGGGCUGAGAUAACGUGCGCGCGUGAGAGAGGGAACGAGAGAGGAGAGAGAGUAAACGUGGGAGACAGAGGUGAAAGGAGACUAUCACAAUGAUGGAACUUACAAUGGAGAACAUUGGGAACCUUCACGGCGUUUCUCACGGCCAUCAAGAGGACCUGAUGAACUCUCCCCACGGUCGGCAAUCGUCACAUAGAAACCUGGUGUCGCACGGGCGCUCGGCGAUGGUUUCCAGCAUGGCUUCAAUUUUAGAGGGGGCUGGAGACUAUCGCACCGACCACUCAUUGUCCGGUCCCUUACACCCGGCCAUGACCAUGUCCUGCGACUCCGGGAUGAGCUUAAGCAGCACCUACACUACAUUAACGCCGUUGCAGCACCUGCCUCCAAUUUCCACAGUCUCCGAGAAAUUUCACCACCAUCCCCACCAACAUGCCCACCACCAUCCGGUUCAUCAGCGUCUCACUGCCGGGAAUGUUAGCGGCAGCUUUACCCUCAUGCGGGAUGACCGGAGUUUAGCAUCCAUGGGCAAUCUUUACAGUCAUUACCCCAAAGAUAUGUCUGGCAUGGGGCAGUCGUUAUCUCCUCUGUCCAACGGGCUUGGGUCUUUGCACAACUCUCAGCAGACUCUCUCGGCCUACGGUCCUGGGACCCAUCUUUCAAACGACAAGAUGAUGUCCACAGGAGGCUUCGAGAGCCACGCAGCGAUGCUGUCUAGGAGCGAAGACCACCUAGCUCGGGGUUUGGGGGGGCAUGGUGCUGGCAUCAUGACCUCUCUCAAUGGAAUUCACCAUCACAACCACCCGCACUCUCAGGCCAACGGGUCUAUGUUGACCGAACGGGAUAGACAGUCUGUAGGGGGUGGGCAGGGAGGGGGGUCAGGGCAGGUAGAGGAGAUAAACACCAAAGAGGUGGCACACCGCAUAACCGCGGAGCUCAAAAGGUACAGUAUUCCGCAGGCAAUCUUCGCCGCAAGAAUCUUGUGUCGGUCGCAGGGAACGCUUUCUGAUCUGCUCCGGAAUCCCAAACCAUGGAGUAAACUCAAGUCUGGACGAGAAACCUUUCGGAGGAUGUGGAAAUGGCUGCAAGAACCCGAGUUCCAGCGAAUGUCAGCGCUCAGACUAGCAGCCUGUAAGCGGAAGGAGCAGGAACAGCAGAAGGACCGCAACAUGGCGCCCAAGAAGCAACGUCUGGUCUUCACGGACCUGCAGCGCCGCACGCUCAUCGCCAUCUUCAAGGAGAACAAGCGGCCGUCCAAGGAGAUGCAGAUCACCAUCGCCCAGCAGCUGGGCCUGGAGGUCAGCACGGUCAGCAACUUCUUCAUGAACGCCCGCCGCCGCUGCAUGGACCGCUGGAUCGACGAGCACCACAGCGGCAGCCCGGGGCAGCCGGGCACCUCUGCCACCACCUUCUCCAAGGCCUGAGAGGGCCGCUGUAGAGCUGGCGCCAGGCCUGGUGCUACCAUCGCCCAUUGCCACUCACUCGGUCGCCACGAGGAGCUGUUAGCGACAUGCUAAACGAUUCGCUCCUUCAGUCCUGCUCUUUCAACUUCUCCAUUUUGUUUUCUCUCUCUCUCUGUCUGUUGGACGGUUAUGAUGCAGAAUAGUACACAGGCAAAUAAGCGUUCAGGUCCAUACAUGGACAGACCUUAUUAGGUAUUUUUUUCUUUUGAUGUUUUGUUCAGCAUCAUGUUAAAACCCUACCCACGUGCUGAGAUGUCAAGCCUCAAGUAGCCUCCUCAUUCUAAACGGUUGCUAAAACGAAUUCCUUUAAGCAUUCCCUUACUGCGUUUGCUCGGCCUCACUGAAAUCACAUGUAUGUGAGGACGCGAGAGCAAAACAGCAGCAAUAAGCACCACAGCACACAACCUUUUGACGUCCCAACCAAGCCUCUGUACGUACACGGCACUCACAAAGAAGAAAACAACCACCACAACAACAACCACACAGUUCCCGCAGAAACCAGUUCUGCCGUCCUCUUCACCUCCCCCCACCUCACCGACCCAACCACCCUUUGCCAGAGGUAUUCUCUGAAGCCCAGGCCAUUUCAUAGAGGCUCUCAGAUCAUGCACCAGGCUAAUGAAUUGAAAAUGUAAUCGAUGCAGACAGAAAGCAAGGGGCCUUGAACCUUCCUGAAGGUGAAAUGGAACACGCUUCACAAUGGAGAUACUCAGGUCUGCCCCAGUUCAGGUCUAUAUUUUUGCACAGAUGUUGGAAAACCUGCUGGGAAGGCUGUCUGUCCUUGCUUAUAGAAGUGAAGAGGCUCUGUUCCUUUCUGUUGGGAAGGUUCCUGAAAUAAGAAAUUACGUCUGUUCCUGCUCGUUGAAUAAUAAUGGGGAAAAAAAAAAAAAGUAAAACGGUCGCUGCUUUAUAGCCUCUGAGGAGAGAGAGAAUGAAGAGCACACGGAAAUCUAGAACAUUUCACAAUGGCUAAUGCAAAGCGGCCAUUCUCAACCUGCAUAGAGUGACAGUGCCAUCUGCUGGUCAAAACAGCAAUCGCAAUUUAACAACGCCAGAGAGAUGGUUCCUCAUUUCCCAGGACAAGCCACGUCGGCACAUGUGGCAUACGGUUAAAUCUAAGAAGACUGACGGUCUUCUAGUCUCUAGGACUUUGUCAAUCAUCUUGCUGUACACAAGGCUUAAAGGUUAGCGACGUUCAACAGAUGGGCUGCAAGACACAAAGAAAUAGUCGAAUAAGUCAUGGUCAAUUGAUCACAAACUAAAAGUAACUCUACGAUGUGAGGAACUUCCUCUGUACCUUACUAGGGCGUGUUACAUAUUUUAAACUCAUACUGACAUAUACUUUAUUUUAAAUGUGGAAGGGAAGCUGUAGGUAUUUGCACAGCACAAUUUGCAUUGAACAUUGUAAUCUGUAUGUUACCAACCUUCAAAUUAUGAUUGUCUGACAUCAUUUCAUAGUACAAAUAUCUCAUUAUUAUUAUUACUUUUUUUAAGGAGGACAUGUGGUUGACCACAUAACAGUCCAAAACUAUUUCAGAAACUAGUGCCAAUGAUAACUGCCUUAAUGCUAAUCAGUGAUGGUACAGCAUUCACACAGCUUCAGCAAGCCCCACCCCUCUUAACGGGCAGCGUGUGCCAUAGCAACCAACAAUCAUCUUUGAAUUGAUUCGAAUCUAGCUACUUUUUUCUACGCAUCAGAAUGUCUGAAAGAAAUUAGACAAGAAAUCUCAAUGAACAGCUGCUACACAGACCACAAGACAAAUGACACCCUUUCAAAAACACAACAAACACAGCGAUCGUUCUGUCUUUGGUUCUCUACCUCCUCUUCAUCCCCCUCUUCCUACUCUCUCUCUCUCUCCCUCUCUCUCUCUCUCUCUCUGUCUCUCUGUCUUUCUUUCUCUCUCCCACUAUAAUAAUGAUGCGGGUAAUUAGUACCAUAGAAACAAAGUUUCUAUUCCUUGUUACUGUUGUGAUCGGUUGUGCAUAUGUAAGGCACCUUUCUUCAUAAAUUGCAAAUGGAAAGAUGAAAGGACUUUUUUUAAAGGAAAAUGACUGGGGGGUGGGAAACACAAGGAAUGGUGAGACAGAGAAAACUGAGACCGCUGGACAAGCAUUCUCACAUCCCUUCAUGCGUCCACGGGUGAUGG
This is a messenger RNA of Clupea harengus (Atlantic herring), 3837 nucleotides long. It is a transcript of the gene onecut3a, whose product is annotated as one cut homeobox 3a. Gene Ontology annotation, biological process: regulation of transcription by RNA polymerase II. Gene Ontology annotation, molecular function: RNA polymerase II cis-regulatory region sequence-specific DNA binding; DNA-binding transcription factor activity, RNA polymerase II-specific. Gene Ontology annotation, cellular component: nucleus. The record is from RefSeq and is a predicted model, not a curated record. NCBI's taxonomy places the organism in Eukaryota, Metazoa, Chordata, Actinopteri, Clupeiformes, Clupeidae.